Messenger RNA from Eucalyptus grandis, 1819 nucleotides. Its product is annotated as cell division cycle-associated protein 7. The transcript has 5 exons. Lineage: Eukaryota; Viridiplantae; Streptophyta; Magnoliopsida; Myrtales; Myrtaceae. Gene Ontology annotation, cellular component: nucleus. Gene Ontology annotation, biological process: regulation of DNA-templated transcription. The coding region runs from base 146 to 1477 and encodes 443 amino acids. The record is from RefSeq and is a predicted model, not a curated record.
UCCAUUUCCACCAUUAGAGCACUAGCCAAAACAAGCUCUCUCCCUCUCUCCCCCCCUUUCUCUCUCUCUUCUUUCUCUCUCUACCCAUUUUCAAAACUCGACCGUUGGCUCUCUGCGGAAAAAACCCAAGAAGAGGCCAGGAACAAUGCCGACGAUGAGGAAGCGGGCGAGUACCCAGGAACCCAUCUCGACCCCGACCUCCCUCGCCGGCGACGACCAGGCCGAGGCCAGGAAGAUGUGCCUGUACGAGCAGUCCAGGGAGGAGCGGAUCAAGGCGAACCUCGAGCGGAUGCAGAAGCUCGGCAUCUUCGACCUCUCCCAGAAGCUCCGGUCCUCCUCCGUGCCGCCCAAGCGGACCCCGAACCGCAAACCGUCCGAGAAGUGCGCCCCGGCCCCGCCGUCCGGCCCCGUCCGGCGGUCUUCCAGGUUGCAGAGCGUCACGCCGAUAAGCUAUGCGGAAGUUCGGAUAGCCAAGAAGGACAGGUCUUUAGAAGAUGAGGGAAUAAUUCUGGAAGAGGGCUCAAAGCCAGAGAUUUAUACAGAGGAGCAUGAGAAACUGUUGGGCAACACUGAGAAAAAUUGGGAACUUUUCGUGGAUGGGUGUGGGAAAGAUGGGAAGCGGAUUUAUGAUCCAGUCAGAGGCAAGACUUGCCAUCAAUGUAGGCAGAAAACUCUUGGCUAUCGUACUCAAUGCUGCCAAUGUAACAUGGUGCAGGGACAGUUUUGCGGGGAUUGUUUGUACAUGAGAUAUGGGGAACAUGUGCUGGAAGCCCGAGAAAACCCGAACUGGUUAUGUCCAGUUUGUCGCGGAAUAUGCAAUUGCAGUUUGUGCCGGCAAGCAAAAGGGUGGCCUCCUACCGGUCCUCUUUAUAAGAAGGUAAACAAACUGGGGUUUAAGUCCGUAGCACAUUAUCUAAUUCAGACACGCCGCUUACAAGCGAAGGAGGAAGAAACUUCAGACUUUCUUGUUCAUGCUUCUGCAAAGAGGUCGCUGCCCUUCUCAGAUAUGGAAACAGUGGCAAAUGUAUCUCCCAUGCUUGCCGAUCAUGACACCAUUGCAUUGACAGAGUCUGAGUCUGAUCCUUUGGUACAAGAAAACUCCACUGGUCACGUUUCUGUGAAAAGGUCGUUACCCUUUUCUGGCAAGGAAGCACAUGUUCAAAGUGUCAAUGAUAUAUGUUCUGCUGAAAAUAUUGAAAAUUGUGGACAGUCCAAGCCCAAGGGACUACAAAAUGGUGUCAAAGAUCUCAAUGUGGAUUGCACUGAAGUAGUGAAAAGCCCAAAACCACUAGCUAAAAGGAACCGCCGCCCCGAUCCUUCACCCAACAGCAUUGCUGGAAGAUUGAGGCUCAGGCGCAGAAUUAGCAAGGAAAAUCUGGACGAGCCGAGGGAUGAGGGAGAAGUUUCAGAUGUCAAGAAUACUGUGGUGGAAAAGGAUGACAGUGAAGAGAAGGAAAUCCACUGCGCAAGCGAUUGACUGCAGAUGUUGAUGUAGGGUUCAAAGGAAAACCCGGUAGUAAUCUCUGGUUGAUCGGGUAAACUGCAUGGUGGUCUGGCAACAUUUUGAAUAGCAUAUAGGCUGAAAAGGCUGUGGUAUAUAGUAUUUCUCGGUUAGCAUUUGCUGAGGAUUCGAGAUUUAGGCCAAAACAUUGUUUGAAGCAUUUUGGUUCCUUUAUUAGCAUUCCAGCUUCUGGCCUGUAAAUUUUGUCUUGCUGCAGGUGUUACAACUCAAUUCGUGGUCAUUUUGCAUGUAAGAGGAGCACAAGAGCAUCGGGACUAUUAAAACAGAUGAAGCGAGUAUAUCAGCUCAAUUGACCAA